This is a messenger RNA of Fulvia fulva, 1404 nucleotides long. Its product is annotated as L-ornithine N(5)-monooxygenase. Gene Ontology annotation, biological process: intracellular iron ion homeostasis. The coding region runs from base 1 to 1404 and encodes 467 amino acids. The transcript has a single exon. NCBI's taxonomy places the organism in Eukaryota, Fungi, Ascomycota, Dothideomycetes, Mycosphaerellales, Mycosphaerellaceae. The record is from RefSeq and is a predicted model, not a curated record.
AUGUCUUUAGACAUUGAACAGCCGAGGUCCCUUGAAAGACAACGGUCCUGGGAGCGAAAGCGUCCUGAGGCACCACAACAGCAGACGUACGACCUGGUCUGCAUUGGAUUCGGGACAACCGCAUUGCCUCUAGCAGCUUCUCUUGCUGACAAGGACUCCAAUUCGAGGAUCUUGUUUGUCGAACGAAGGAGCCAAUGGGACUGGCAACCAGCCCAUGUCUUGCCAGACAAACAGGUCGGCUCGUCCUUCUUGCGCGAUCUCGUCACGACCCAGAACCCGCGAUCCAGCUACACCUUUGUGAACUUUCUACAUGCCACGAAUCAGCUCAUACGGUUUGCGAACAACUCGAAGCUUUCCCCGAGCCGCCGGCUGAUGGCACAGUACUUCCGAUGGGCAGCAGGCAAAGUUGAGCAGCUGGGCUGGGUCAGGUAUGGCCAGGAGGCGGCACGGGUGCAGCCAGUGAGGGCGGAUGGUACAGCGAAAGUCGCAAAAUGGGCCGUUGAGCUGCGAAGCUCGAAGACCAAAGCACAAAGCUCGAUCUUCGCGAAGCGUGUGGUUUUCGCAUGCGGUGCUCAGGCACAUGUUCCCGAGGCACUGGCACGAGCUCCUCUGGUGCUGCACUCUAGUCAGACCGAUCGCUUGCUGGAGAAUGUAGGAAGCUCCAAGAGACCGCUAAACAUGGCCAUUGUUGGCGCAGAUCAGGAAGCCGCGGAGAUAUUCGAGCAUUUGUCCGGUCCCCAGGAGCAAGCGCAUGGCAAGCACUCGGCUACCAUCUUCUAUGCGGACUCAGCACUUCGACCCGACGACGGUUCGCCAAAGAUGCAAGAUCUGCUCAGCAGGCCCGAGUCAGCAUCUGGAAGUGUCCCACCAGAGAUCCGGCAGGGCCAGUCCGCAACGCCGACAGUCGACUUGAACACACUGGAAGAGAUCUACGCUGCACAGUAUACCCAGAAGAUACACGAGCGAGACUCGGCAAAGUGGCGCUUCCAGAUGAAAUCGCACAGUGAAGUGGUAGGCACUCAGCGGGAGGCCGAGAAGGUGCGACUGGUGCUCAGGAAUCCCCAGACCAACGAGACGUCCGUUUCGGAGCGUGCAUUCGACAUGGUCAUCGCGGCGACGGGGUAUAGUUUCGCCAUUGACCGGAGUCUGGUCGACAUUCCUGUCGGUCUUCUUGAUGGCGGGGUGGUGCAGGUCGACCGCGAGUACCGGGUGAACUUCCGGCGAGGCGUCCUUGCUCCAGGUAAUGGUGUCUGGUUGCUCGGGUCGUUGGAAGACCGAAAGGUGAGGAAUGAUGACUUUAGCUGGGCGGCGGAACGUGCUCAGCGCGUGUCCAAGAGCAUAGUGGCAGCGGUGGCGAAGGAGGAGAAGUCGGCGGAGCAGGGCGGGGAACGGGCGAUGUUUUAG